Molecule: messenger RNA, 1555 nt
Organism: Neohortaea acidophila
Lineage: Eukaryota; Fungi; Ascomycota; Dothideomycetes; Mycosphaerellales; Teratosphaeriaceae
Exons: 2
Coding region: 391-1467 (358 amino acids)
Biological process (GO): vacuolar transport; positive regulation of protein ubiquitination; ubiquitin-dependent protein catabolic process
Cellular component (GO): Golgi apparatus; perinuclear region of cytoplasm; endoplasmic reticulum
Source: RefSeq, a predicted model, not a curated record
GGAGGAUACUUGGCCUAACGAUUGCAUUUCUUCACGUCGGCGUUUUACGGCCACGCCAAGGCAGGAGAGGAGUCUACCAAAGGAACGAGACAAAGGCAACGGAGAGAGCCGGACAUUCUCGGCCGUGCGCAAUUUCCAGCGUCUCACCCCGGAGUGAGCACGCAAGAUCCGGCCGAGUCGACGCUACUGCGCCACGCCACCCUCUCUCUCUCCCGCCGCGGCCUGACUUGACUCCGGUCGGCCUUCUAUCAUCACACCCACACGCUUCGCCGCUCUUCCAUCCUCCUCUUUGCCUCCCCCUCCCCUCGACACCAUAUCUACCGCUGCAUCCGGUGAUUGACGCUUCCCACACUCACCGCCUGCAGACUUUAGCAAACCGCGACCGGGGCCAUGGGCUCCCGCCAGCGCUACGAAAGGAUUGCAGCCGUUGACCAUGACGACUCCUCGAUGACCUCUCCCUCCGCCGCUGUCCCCGCCUCCCCGCCACCCUCCUUCCGCUCUCGCACCAGCUCAAGGCGACCAUCACGCGAUCAGACUGAUGGUCAGACGCUCGAGCAGAGGAAUCUCAACGAUGCUUUCGAUGCGCCCUCGGACGAUGACAGCGAUGCCGAAGAUACACCCGACUCGCGCCGGUUAAUACACUCCGCCCAAACAAACACCGAUGAUGGCACAACACAAACAACAACAUCCUCCUCAUCUCCUCCUCCCGCCCCCACCCGCACCGUCACCGAAAUCCCCAUCUUCACCCCUACCGGCCCCGGCGGACGCAGCAAUGCGGCAGCCAACGAUGGCGUCUGGGCAAAUCUAAACGCCAAACCGCGCGCCGGCGAAGAUCUCGAAGAGAAGCCGCCGACCUACGAACAAGCAGCUGCGGACGCCACCCCACCCUACUGGGAAACGACAGUCCUCUCACCCUACGGCACGAGCAGUAACCCCGACGACGUCUUUGUCGACGGCCUCCUCGUCGGCUCCCUCUUCUCCUUCAUCUGGAACGCCCUCAUCUCCAUGUCCUUUCAGCUCAUCGGCUUCCUCCUCACCUAUCUCCUCCACACCACACACGCUGCUAAACAUGGCUCUCGCGCCGGUCUUGGUAUUACCCUCGUCCAAUACGGUUUCCAAAUGCGCUACGCUGUUGGGGGUGGCCAAUCACCCAUGGAUGGCGUCGUUCCGGGUAGCGGUGGUGCGCCCGUAGACGGCGUGCCUUCGGAUCCGAACAAGCACGAUUUCGACUCGGGGAAAGUUGGCACCGGAGGACCAGAAGCCGGGAAUGGAGGCAUGUUUAAUGCGAUGAGCACGACGGAUUGGUUGAGUUAUGUUUUGAUGAUUGUGGGGUGGUUCAUUCUGAUUCGCGCCGUGAGUGAUUUCUUACGAGCGCGGCGGCAAGAGGCGUUGGUUCGCUCGAGUCCGAGUCGGGGACUGGGCGUGGCCGUCGUUGCGGAGGGCGAGGCGGUGGAGAGUUCGGUUUGAUGACCUUGGGACACCUGUGAUUUGAGGCAUUCUUCAUGCAUGAAGCGAUGGUAGACCUAGAAUAGUAGGUAUCACGACGGAACUAAUU